Messenger RNA from Plutella xylostella (diamondback moth), 4016 nucleotides. RefSeq names its product apoptosis-resistant E3 ubiquitin protein ligase 1. Gene Ontology annotation, cellular component: cytosol; cytoplasm. NCBI's taxonomy places the organism in Eukaryota, Metazoa, Arthropoda, Insecta, Lepidoptera, Plutellidae. The record is from RefSeq and is a predicted model, not a curated record. Gene Ontology annotation, biological process: negative regulation of apoptotic process; protein polyubiquitination; ubiquitin-dependent protein catabolic process. Gene Ontology annotation, molecular function: ubiquitin protein ligase activity.
AAUGACAACACUAUUAACUAUGGCCAUGGAUGGCUGUCCGUCCGACUUUUGUUUAUUUACGCGUAUUUUCUAAAUAAAAGCUAGAUCAUGAAUUAAAUCGUUUAAAAUGUGGCAAUUGGCGCAAUCUUUCAUUACAGUGCUAUUCAUGUGUUUGCUUGUUUAUUUCGGACGGUAUAUGGUGUCGGAGUAUUUAAACGAUGAAACGAACGAAGUGGACGAAUGGCUAGAACAAAACGAACUUGGAGACUACAAGAAACUCUACAAAGAUCUGGGCAUCUCCACGCUGUCGGGCUGCGGGUCCCCGGAGCAGCUGGAGCGGCUGCCCGAGCUGCCGGCCAGCGAGGAGCGCCGCCUGCGCCGCGCCGCCACGCUGCUGCAGCAGCGCCUCGUGCUGCGCCAGUGGCUCGUCACGCACCGCCUGCAGCACGCCUACUCUAGACUGCUCAGCCUGGACGUGUCCUCGCUCGAAGACGUGUACUGGCUGGAGGACAAGACGGCGCGCCACGCGCUGGACGCCAAAGACUUCGCGCCGUGGAGCGCCGCGCGCCGCUCGCUGCCCACGGGCAAGGAGGAGCUGCAGACGCUCAAGGCGGACCUGUGGAGCGCGGUCGUGAAGAAUAGUCGGCAUCAGGAUGCGUGGACUUGGGGCGGCAUGCUGGUGGUGUCGGUGUCGGUGGCGGGGCUGGUGACGCUGGCGGCGGUGACGCAGCCCGCGCUGGCGCCCGAGGCCAAGCACUCGCUGCUGCAGUACGUGACCGGCAAGUACCUGCACCCGCCCAGCUGCAAGGUGGAGUGGGGCUGGUCGGAGCCGCGGGAGGUGGGCGACUGCAUGUGCUUCACGGUGCACUGCUUCCAGCGCAACGGGCAGCCCUACCCCGUGUGCGACACCGACCAGCUCGCCGUCAACAUCGCGCACGGGACUAGGAAGAUAUCGACGGUGAUGGAGCUGGGCUCGGCGGCGGACCCGGCGCAGGCCAACACCGCGCGCGUGCAGUUCACCGUGCGCACCGCCGGCCUCUACAUCAUCUCCGUCAUGAUCGGCGGCGUCCCAGUAUCCGGCUCGCCAUACCGCAAGUGGUUCGUGGCGGGCGCGGUGGUGGCGCGGCGGUCCCGGGUUCGACUGUGCGGCGCCGCGCUCGUGGCCAGCGUGGGACACCCCCGCCGCGUGCACGUGGCGCCGCGCGACCAGUGGGACAACCCCGUGCCGCACACUGACCACACUGGUUUCUCCCUGCGCAUGAACCGGCUGGGCCAGCCCGAGGACCCGAAGCUGUCCGCCUGCGGAGUGUUCACGUACGACGCGGUGAACGUGCAGGUGACGCUGUCGCUGACUGUACCGGAGCCGGGCGUGUACCGAGCCACGCUGCUGUACGAGGACGCGCCGCUGCACAACGCGAAUAUAGACCUCAUUGUGCUGUCCGCAUCGGACACAGCCAUAGUACAACGCAACAUCUCCUGCAAGCAGCACAUCAGCUACGCGGCGCAACUGCUGGCCGCCGGCAACAAGCCGCGCGCCGUGUCCUGCUGCCUCACCAGCAGGCAGCUCGUGCUCAAGGAGUACGUGCUGAAGGUCAUCCCGCGCAGGAUCACCGCCUUCCGCCUGUGCCCCGGCACCCGGUUAAUCCUGUCGCCCGACCCGGACAACCCUCACUCCCGCGGCGGCGUGCUGACCGUGGAGGACGGCGCGGGCCCGCCCGUGCGGCUCAGCAGCGCCGAGCGCGACCUCAUCGCCGCCACCUUCACGCAGCUGCGCAGCGAGCACUGCGGCGGGGACGACAGCUUCAAGAACAAGCAAGACUACUUCUACAGCGAGGUGCGCAAGGUGCACGCGCGGCACCCGCACGACAAGAUUGCGAUCCGUGUGUCCCGUGCUGCGCUCCUGGCGUCCUCGCUGAAGGCCACCAAGCAUCUAUCCAUGCAGGACUGGUGCAAGAACUUUGAUGUCAGCUUUCAAGGGGAACAGGGCGUGGACUGGGGCGGCGUGCGGCGCGAGUGGUUCUCGCUGCUCUGCACUCAGCUGUUCGACGGCAAGCACGGCCUGUUCGUGCCCUUCAACGACUCGCCCACCGGCCUCGUGCACCCCAACCCUGAUAGACCGCCGCAUUUGAAGCUGAAGCACUUCGAACUGGCCGGCAAGAUAGUCGGCAAGUGUCUGUACGAGAGCGCGCUGGGGGGCUCCUACCGCCAGCUGGUGCGCGCCCGGCUCACGCGCUCCUUCCUCGCCAUGAUCAUCGGCACCCGGGUGCACUACAAGUACUUCGAGCAAGACGACCCCGAGCUCUACCUAUCCCUCAUCAAGUACGUGCUGGAGACGGACCUGGACGCGGCGCCGGCGGCCGAGCUGUUCUGCUGCGACGACGUGUACGACCGCUGCGGCCGCCUGCUGCAGCAGCGCGACCUGCUGCCGCGCGGCUCCGUCACGCCGGUAACGAACGCCAACAAACACCGCUACCUAGACGCGCUGGCGCAGUGGCGCCUCUGCACGCGGGUGCGGGCCGAGACCGCCGCCUUCCUGCGCGGGCUCGCCACGCUCAUCCCCGACAACCUGCUGGCCAUCUUCGACGAGAACGAGCUGGAGUUGCUAAUCUGCGGGUCCGGCGAAGUCUCCGUAGCGGACUGGAAGGCUCACGCCCUGGUGGCGGGGGCGGGGCGGGACCAGCGCCGCCUCAUGGGCUGGUUCUGGGCGGCGGUGGCCAACUUCACCACGGAGGAGCGGGCGCGGCUGCUGCAGUUCACCACGGGAUGCUCGCAACUGCCGCCUGCUGGCUUCCAGGAGCUCAACCCGCGCUUCCAGAUCACUCUAGCCCCCACCUUCGGAGCCCUGCCCACGGCACACACGUGCUUCAACCAGCUGUGUCUGCCGGACUACGACAGCUACGAGCAGCUGGUGCGCGCGCUGCUGUGGGCCAUCAACGAGGGUGGCGAGGGGUUCCCGCUCAUAUAGACACGAAACAUCGUUGGGGAUUGAAAAUCUUAGUUCAGUUAAUCAAUCAAUGGAUGUGCUGGAUGUUAGGAACCAAACUUUGCAGGUAAAAAGUAUAAACUUGUACUUUCUAUUAUUAACCUUCGUCGUCGUUGGCUUGCGUUAACUUAAACAAAAAUGUCCAAACUUAUUAUUUUUUUAUAAGUGUAGUAGGUAUAGUCUAGCAUCGUAGGACAAUUUUGUAUUUAUAAAAAUGCUCGAAUUACUAAUUAAUUGAUCUCGUUCUAGUCUCUUUAUUAACCGAUUAAAUUGUUGAGGCUAAAUUAAUGCUAACUCCUGCCUAUUUCUACCUUUGUGGUUGAAUAUGGAAUUGAAAAUGUAUGACAAUAAUAUCAAUCCGUGAAAUUGUCAACUGGUUGUGUAAGAUAAGAUCGCCAUAGCCGUUAUAGUUUUUGGUUAGUGCCGGCAACAUUGCAGGAAAAUUCAUACGUAAAUUAUUCACAAGUAAUGACGCAAAAGGAAAUUAUUUACUUUUGAAAAGAAAUGGAUCGGAAGUUAUGUCUCCCUCAAGUACUUUAUUGUAUUAAUAUUAUCUUAUAUGUAAAUAAACAAAUACCUCUCGUGUAUCGUAGAUACUAUUAGAUAAGUAGGAAUAAUCUAGAACUCUUCUUAAGUAUUAGGGUGUAGUUACACUGAGACUAUAUUGAGAAAUGAACCAAUUUUACAAUCAAAUUAUUCUACUUUAGCUUUCUUAAGUGUAUGCAGUGUAAUGUCACCCUUGAUCAAAUCGCCAUUCAAACUAACUCAGGCCUAUCAAAAAACACCAUUGUUAAUCUCUAUCUGUGAAUCUUUUAUUUCUAGUCAAAUAUUAUGCAGAUUUUAUAUUUUAAUUAAUAUAAUAAAUUGUUUAUUUAUUUGUAAAUAAAUUGAAAUAUUUAACAUUAGACGGUAGUACCUACCAAGUAGAGUUAAAUUCAAUCUCAAAGUUGUAAUUUUAUCAACAUUUAAUUGUUGUUAACCCCAAUGAAAACCAACACUGAACUAACAAUAGAAAAAUUACUUGUUGGUGUCGUGUCUAAAAUUCCAUUGACAC